AUGGAUGGAGGACAGCCUGUCCCUUCACCCCUAGUGCCCCUUGGGAACGUGUCAUCAGAUUCUAGCAUGUCUCUGGAGCAGAAAACCACAUUUGUUUUUGUGAUUUUGUUGUUUAUUUUCUUGGGCAUCCUCAUAGUCAGGUGUUUCCGGAUUCUUCUGGACCCGUAUCGGAGCAUGCCAACCUCGACCUGGGCUGACGGACUUGAAGGCCUGGAGAAAGGGCAGUUUGACCAUGCCCUUGCUUAA
Eubalaena glacialis (North Atlantic right whale) is the source of this 246-nucleotide messenger RNA. It is a transcript of the gene CTXN3, whose product is annotated as cortexin 3. Bases 1 to 246 code for a protein of 81 amino acids. The transcript has a single exon. The record is from RefSeq and is a predicted model, not a curated record. NCBI's taxonomy places the organism in Eukaryota, Metazoa, Chordata, Mammalia, Artiodactyla, Balaenidae.